ACCGCCACUGUAAUGUGAUUCUCGCUGUACCUGCUGCGCCUACCGACCGCUCUCUCGUUUCUCCACAGGCGCACAGCGGCACUACUCUCAUUCUCACUGCAGACUUUCCGUUCAGUUGCAGCCAACUGUUCGCCACUGUCGCCGCCAAACAAAUAUUUUUUAGGUUUAAAAUAGGCUUUCAAGCGGCUCAACAAUUCGCUACAUUGUAGCAAGCAGGCAGCGAGAUAAGAAGAUACAUCGAUUUAUCGAUACAGUGUAACGUUAUUGUAUCUCUCGCUUCAGAACCAGUCUCGAUACAACACCGGAACGACAAAUCUCAAACAUGAAGAAAUUUUCGGCGUGGUCGCUCUUUCUAGUGGUUUCGCUGCUAACUGUGAAAGCUCUGUCCCAGAAUUCAGAUGGCUUUGACCUGUCUGAUGCCUUGGAUGACGUCUCUAUAGCAACAGCAGCCACCCCCAAACCAGUAGAAGGGGCAGGAGCAGAUGAGGAGAUCACCCCCACCAAGGCUCCACCUAAAGCCCCAGCCACUAAGGCCCCGUCACACAAGCCCAAGCCACCCUCUGAGUUUGGCCUGAGUGAUGCUCUGGAUCCCAACAAUGACAUUGGAGGGAAGGACAAGAACAAGGGACAAGCAGAUAAAGGUAUUGGAGGCGGAGGCAGGGGAGACAGAGCCCCCAACAACAGAGGAGGGAAUGGGGGUGGAUCUUUCUCAGAUGAUGAUCUGCUUGACGUUGGGAAAGACGACCCCUACAACCCUGACAAAGGCAAAGGUGGACACGGUGGAGGCCAGUCUGCCGCCGACGACAACAACCUUGACACCAUGGCUGAGACCGGAACCAUCGCCGGGAUCGUCAGUGCCAUUGGCUUGGCGCUGGUCGGCGCGGUCACCAGCUAUGUCUCCUACCAGAAGAAGAAGCUCUGCUUCAGCAUACAGCAGAGCCUGAAUGCAGACCUGGUGAAGACUGAUAACCCAGACGCUGUGGUGGCCACAGAACCACAAGUUCAACAGACUCUUCUGGAGGCCCCCAACGCUGAGCCUCCUAGUCAGGAUAACACUGUCUAAUAUCCCACCCGUCCGUCCGGCCUCAUCCCCCAACGCUGAGCCUCCUAGUCAGGAUAACACUGUCUAAUAUCCCACCCGCCCGUCCGGCUUCAUCCCCCAACGCUGAGCCUCCUAGUCAGGAUAACACUGUCUAAUAUCCCACCCGCCUGUCCGGCUUCAUCCCCCAACGCUGAGCCUUCUAGUCAGGAUAACACUGUCUAAUAUCCCACCCGCCCGUCCGGCCUCGUCCCCCAACGCUGAGCCUUCUAGUCAGGAUAACACUGUCUAAUAUCCCACCCGCCCGUCCGGCCUCAUCCCCCAACGCUGAGCCUCCUAGUCAGGAUAACACUGUCUAAUAUCCCACCCGCCCGUCCGGCCUCGUCCCCCAACCUACACACACACACCUGCACACACACGAAGAGGGUGUGACAACACACACUUACACGCCCUCACAUUGGGGAAUACCCCCCCCCCCACCUCAUACGCCAACACACACUCACCACUUUUGAAGGAUAGUUCCCUCCCCGUUAUACCUUAAGAAUUGUAGAUAGAUGGUGAUCAGCAAACUCUGUCUGAAAUGUAGAGUUCCACUGACAGCCAUGUUGACGCCACCAAGUUCCAUGUCAUUCUAGAAUCUUAAUGUCAUUCUAGAAUCUUAAUGUCAUUCUAGAAUCUUAAUGUCAUUCUAGAGUGGGAAUGGUAUUGUCACUAUGGUUUGCCGACCUCUGUAGACCUUCCCCCCGCCACACUGUGUGUACAUAUCAUUUAAUUUAUUUGAACUGUUUUAAACAUCACUAAUAUGCCUGUUUACAAGUUGAUUAUGAAGGAAUGGUAGCCUAAUCCUAGAUCAGUUUUUAUUUGACAAUGAUAGUCAGAGGAUUUGCUAUACUUAAGCACAUACAGAUCCUGGACCAGGCUUUCAUCUUGGUAUUUCCUGAAAUAUAGUAUAACCCACAUACCUUCCCCCUAACUCUGUUAUCCAAUCAAAAAUCUUAACCAAAUAAUUACCCCCCCCUAGUACAUAUAUCCCCCCCUAGUACAUAUAUCCCCCCUAGUACCAUUCCCCCCUAGUACAUAUAUCCCCCUCAUUUCCCCCUAGUACAUAUAUCCCCCUCAUUCCCCCCUAGUACAUAUAUCCCCCCCAUUCCCCCCUAGUACAUAUAUCCCCCUCAUUCCCCCCUAGUACAUAUAUCCCCCUCAUUCCCCCCUAGUACAUAUAUCCCCCUCAUGUGAUUUUUCUACCAUUUCUACCUUCAUGUUAUUGUCCUAAAGAAACAGUUUUGCAGUGGUUUCUUCCAUACGUUAAUGUUUAGAAGCUGCAUUUUUAUAGCCUGGUUGUCAGUCUGUUUGUGCUUUCUUGCCAACUCCUUAUCACUCAUUGUAAUGGCAGUCGUAUGUACUGCAUGACGGUGACAGAAAUAUAAUUGAUAAGAGCACAACCAGAUCUGGGAACCAGGCUAGCACUUUUAUAGUGUUGAUUUUAGGAUGAUGUUUUAUUUUUUAUGAAGCGAUGUUCAUUUGAAGAACUCAAUGACUUACUUACUCCAGAGCUGCUGCGUAAAUGUCCAUGAUGUGAUUUGCGUUUGUUUUAAGAAACUGAAGAGAAUAUAAGCUCUUUUCCAAUAUCCAUACUAGCAUACUACUUAUGGAACAAACCCGUGUAUUGGGGCCCUAGCAUUCUAAGUAGUAUGCUAGGAUGGACAUUGGAGCACACUCAAAGGCUCUGUUCCAAUAGCCACACUAGUGUACUGCUUAGUGAACGAUACCAGUGAAUUUGGCGUGCUUUCUAAGUAGUAUGCUAGUAUGAAUAUUGGGAGUGUAGCCUUUAAGUCCACUUGUGUGGAACAUGGGAAUGUGAUGAAGAUACACAAUGUAGAAAGACUAGUUAGUAUCUGUUUUUUCUUAUUGAGAUAAUGCCUGUGCUAGAGAAAGUAAAGUAAACGUGAAAUCGAAGCCUAGUCGAACUUAAAACUUCUUGAUAUUGAAGUAACGUAACGGUUGCGUCCCAGACUGCAUUGCAUCAACCAACGGUUGCGUGUCACGUCAGCGAGUGCGUAGUCGGGCAUCGCAUUGCUAUAUCAAUGAGUUGUUUGGCAGAUAUGGAACAGAAUUACACACCUAUCCAGGAGUUGUGACUUCUGGCAAGCUUCUGCAAUGUAGCCAUCCUGGAACGUGCCCAGUGGUUCUGUAGACUGGACAUUUGUUUGACUGGACAAGGCUAUACAUAAACUUGUGAAGUUCUUCAGAUUGAGCUAUUUGCUAUAUGAUAUCAGGGUUAGUUCAUCUCUGUGAUUUGGAUAGUGUUUAUACUAGCUGUUGCUUGUUGUUAGGAAAGGUCGAGGUGAAUUACGUUUCAAUUCACUUUAGUUCAUUCAAGAAGCGAAUUCAAAUUCCAUGUCAAGAAUUUAGAAAAUCUUUAAUUAAAAAAUAAAGGGCAGAUUUCAAUUUGAUUUUGAAUUUAAAAUCACUCCUUUGAAUUGAUUGAUUUGAAAUGGAAUUGGCCCGAAUCCUGAUUAGGAGACUAGUAAGUGGAACGUGAAGCUUGUAAAUUGCAGCGUGAGCAUAUUUCUGUGUUAUUACUAUUUAAUUGUUGUAUGAUCGUAUUCCUUGAUAUUACGGUGUAUCUUAAUGAUCUAUACACUCGUUCCUAAGUGUGUUUUUAUUCAAAUAGUUUCCGUCUCUGCUCCCCCACUCUUUCUGAACGAAUGUUGUUUACUAGAGUGGCUUUUGUCUCAACUACUUAGCUGAACUUAUCUAAAUAUUGUUUUAGAUAUAGAAGGAUUCCAAGUGAUUUUAUUCCAGAUAACAAAACAAACCUUUUUAGGGCAGAUACUCAAAUGACACCCUCUUCCCUUUGUAGUGCACUAUUUUAUUCUAUAUAGGGAAUAGGGUGUGAUUUGGGAUGCACUCCCACUGGAACCUGUGCCCUGUUCUGUUCGGCUCCCUUGUUGCCUUGGAAACGCAGCUCUAGAACCACUCCUCCUGUGAGGUUGAGGCGCUCUCCCUAUCUGCGUAUACUCUCCGCCUUUAGUAACUGAUCCUGGUGCAGUUGUUAUCUUACUUAUAAUGGAUAAGAUAAAGAUUUAGGUUGGAGGAACUGUUGUUAACCCUUUGAUAAAUAAGAACAGAACAUUCCAUCCUUUGUCAAUCGUUCUUAUUAAUUCUAGCCGUUGGCAUCAUGAAGGACCGUAGCAUUCCGGGAUAGGACAAUAGAACUGUCCAGAACUUCCACUCUACAUUUACAUUUACAUUUACACUCUACAAAGGGUUAAUAACUGUUAGUCAACAUUCUCCUCUCCUGUCAUCCAGAUGCAGGUGCUGCAGUACUGAUGGUGCUUCUCUCUAUGCCUUAUAACCUGCUGGCUCCCGCAAUACUAAACACACAGAACUAGAACCAAUAGAAUGGAAUGUUCAAUGAGUAGAAUUGAUUCUAUUCAUGCUUUUCUCAGUGUUCUACACAUGAAACAUUAGUGUGGGAACCACCAACCAAAUAUCAGUGGUUUGAGGGCCUGUGUCCAUUCUAUACGUUGUCUUUCUAUGGCUAAAAAAAACACCUCCUGUGACAGAGCUGUGCUCACACAAAAGAAACAAUGAAUGUUAAAGGAAUGUACUCUUUCUCUAAAUCAGUUGCGAUAGCGAUCGCUCGUAGCAAAUGUUCUUAAAACCCACCAAAGAAAUGUUGAAUUGCUGAUUUUAAGAUGGGACAAUAUUAGACGUUGGUGUUGUGCUUUGGGUUGAAUGUUUCACUCAUUGACUGGCACUAAACAGAGUAGAGGAAGACACCCCUUCAAUUUUUUUAAUAAGAUUGCACGUGUGGUAGUUUGGGGCACAAUAAAAAAUAAUGAAAACACAUAAGUGAAGACCUUUGAAUACGGACCAAUUGAAUGCUUACAAGUGUCGUCCUGUACGCUAGUAACAUCACAUAAAAAUCUAAAAAUAAAAAUGACAUAGUUAUUCCUUACAAAUAUUACCUUUUUUUAAACACGGUUUCAGACUGUUAGAACUAAGAAUCCCCCACCCCCUAUCCUAUCCAAUUUGAAGAGCACAGAGUUGUGUGAGUGAGAUUUGCCUGUGUGGUGAGUACCAUCUUCUAGCACUAUGGUUCGGAAUGGUAUUAAGGUGCCUCUUGGUUGCAGUAUGGAUAAUUUGCCUGAUUUUGAAAAUUAGAGGUGUUUCGAUGAUGUAAAAAAAACUACUAGUUCAUACAGUAGUCAGUGAACUAGGAGUUGCUGCAUGCCCAAUAGUUUGCAGUCUUAAGGCUUUGAGGUUGCCCUUUUGUUUAUAUGGUUUACGGUAACAGACAUAUCAGCAGUUGGAUCCCCUUAAAUCGUGGGUGCUGCUCUACUACACACAUGACGGUAACGGGCUAUAACAGAACUGUACAGAAAUGAAAAGCAUGUUUUCGGAUAUUUAGCUGUAGUCUUUGGAAGUUUUCCUCAUUGGGUUAUCAUUGGGAUGGCCUGGGUGCCAGUCUAUUUCUGCUCUCUUGCCAACUCCUUACGGCUUGAAAAUGACAGCAAUGGAGUUGUCAAGUAACAAGAGCACAAACAGAUUUGGGACUGGAGUGAAGUUGGAUCAGAAGUAGUGGUUGGUGAAUGUGAGGGUAUUUAUACACUGCCAGUAAAGUCUAGGAUAAGAACAUUAAGUAUUGCACUGUUAUGUCAAGAGAAACCAGGAAGUAACUAUUCAUGAGCCAAUUUACAUUUACAUUUAAGUCAUUUAGCAGACGCUCUUAUCCAGAGCGACUUGUUCCAAUCCAGCUCUAGUCACCGCUGGCUCUGUUCAGAAGUAGUGCACUAGUAUCUAGGGAAUAUGCUGUUAUUUCAGACACCUCAAUUUGGUUUUCUGUGCAGAUAUACUUCCCCUAAGAUACGUUAUGACAUCAAUGUCCCAUCCUUCUUAAUCCCGUUCUAGUGUGAUGUCAUCCAGUCCUUACACUAGUGUCACUCCAACCCCACUGAUCAGUUAGAACACAGGGCUCUUAUGACAUGACAAUGUACAUUAUGUAUUCAGAUAUGUAAACAGAAUGGCCUUCUGCAUGCAUGGAAUCCACGCCUGAUUCACUAGUGCCUGUCAAUUGACCCACACAAUUUUACAUGUAUGCAUAUACACAUACUUAUGCACGCAAACACACAGUUAACAAAGGGCCACUGGUAACUUGGACAACUUCUUAUAAUACUAAACAGACAUGUAAUGACAUAGAUUAUUCCUAUACUGCUGCAGUUCUAUACAUCUAUAUUUCACUGCUGUCUCGCUCACUGGCAAAUACAUUGUGGAACGACGACAUUCAUACGAUCAAUGAAACCCAAUAAAAUUUGAAAAGAAAGCCAAA
This is a messenger RNA of Oncorhynchus keta (chum salmon), 6374 nucleotides long. It is a transcript of the gene cd99l2, whose product is annotated as CD99 molecule-like 2. The transcript is spliced from 11 exons. NCBI's taxonomy places the organism in Eukaryota, Metazoa, Chordata, Actinopteri, Salmoniformes, Salmonidae. The coding region runs from base 323 to 1063 and encodes 246 amino acids. The record is from RefSeq and is a predicted model, not a curated record.